Messenger RNA from Penicillium brevicompactum, 1401 nucleotides. Its product is annotated as FAD-dependent oxidoreductase. The transcript is spliced from 3 exons. The record is from RefSeq and is a predicted model, not a curated record. NCBI's taxonomy places the organism in Eukaryota, Fungi, Ascomycota, Eurotiomycetes, Eurotiales, Aspergillaceae. Gene Ontology annotation, molecular function: FAD binding; monooxygenase activity. The coding region runs from base 1 to 1401 and encodes 466 amino acids.
AUGUCGGGCUGGAGAUGUCUCAACGUGGGUGUGGUCGGUGGCGGUAUUGGAGGCAUGUCCGUUGCGCUCGCCCUCCGCCGCGCAGGACAUGAUGUGACCAUCUACGAGAAGUCUGACUUCGCAGGUGAAGUCGGUGCUUCGGUCUCAUGUGCCGCCAACGGAACCCGAUGGCUUCACGAGUGGAAGGUGGAUAUCGCCAAAGGCGAUCCAGUGGUGUUGAAGAAGCUUAUCAACCGAGACUGGAAGACGGGCGAGCCUGUCAGUGUAUACGAUUUGGAAGAUUACGAAAAGCGCUGGGGAUAUGUCUAUAACAUGUUCCACCGGCAGUAUAUGCAUGCCAUGCUGAAGGACUCAGCAAUGGGCGAGGGCGAGGGUGCUCCAGCAAUCCUUAAGGUUAACCAUAAGUGCCGUGAUAUUGACACCGAGAGCGGCAAAAUCACAUUCGAGAACGGAAACACCGCACAACACGAUCUCAUUAUUGGCGCCGACGGUAUCGGCUCAGCAGUCCGAGGAAUCCUCGGCAUUACACCAGCGAAGCGGCCUUCCGACCAGAGCUGCCUACACACAAACGUGAAUACCGAAGACGCAGUCAGACUUGGCCUAGUCAACUACUCCGAGAACAGCGCACUCGAAUACUGGGGAGGCCAAGAAGGCAAAUGGGACAAGAUCGUGCUGUCCCCUUGCAACGGCGGCAAGCUUCUCUCAUACUACUGCUUCUUCCCCCGCGAACAAGGCGACUACUCAACACAGGCAUGGGCAGCCGACGAGCGACCCGUCGAGGAACUCCUCAACCCAUACCCGCAGCUCGACCGACAAGUCUUCGAGCACCUCAAGAUCGGAACUGAGAUCAAGCCAUGGCGCCUCUGGGUCCAUGACCCGUACCCUUAUCUCCAGCGUGGAAACACCUGUUUACUGGGUGAUGCAGGACACCCGAUGAUGCCGCAUCAAAGCCAGGGUGCCUGCAUGGCUAUUGAAGACGCAGCCGCGCUUGGAAUCCUGUUUAGGAAGGAAUACUUCCACGGCGAUAUUGCCCAGGCUCUCUCUGUAUACGAGGAGGUGCGUCUGCCUCGCGUGACGCGAGUGCAGGCAGCAGCAGCGAAGGCGGCUUAUAACAUCAACGAGCGAAUCGGUGAGUGGCGCGUGCCGGAAUGCAAGGAAGCAUACACUGACAAAUCAGGGUUCUCUGUGAACAAAGAUACUCCCACCUACAAAGUCGAAGAUGCGAAGAAGGUUCUCACUAUCGAAGAGAUGAACGCAUAUGACAUGUACCGAGACAUUGAAGAAAAGCUCGCCGCAAAGCGCGGGUCAGCUUGGGCCGAGAAGUUCGUGUGCGGAUUGCCCAUCGGCCUCGAGCUACCGAACGGGGUCACUGUCGGCACAGUGGGUACUGUCGGCGCAUAA